AUGGCAAAAUCGGACGCAGCGACACGGCGGGUGUCCAACAUGACCAGCUCGCAGGUCGAGCACAAACGCGCCAUUGACCGCGCCAACCAGCAGAUUUGCCAACGCCGCAAACGCGCCAAGAUGCAGUGGCUGGAGGCGGAAGUGGCGCGGCUGACAGGGCAGCUGGACGCUGCUCAUGCUCGGAUACGGGAAAUGGAUGCUGCAGCGGUGGCGGCAGACGUCCUCCCGGCCGUCGUUCCGGUAGGCGAGGCUGCGCAGAAUGGCCCCGCCUUUUCUUCACCUGCUACAGAUAUGUCACCCACGGUGUCCACGCCCAGCGAACACACCAACUACAACGCCCACUCCAGCUGGACCGUCCACCUCCGCGAGCUGCUCGACCCCGCCCACUACGACGACUACGGCAAGCUGGGCAACAUUGUCUUUGCAUGCCCGCUGCCCCCACCGGACACAACACCGUCCCCUCCAUCCGGCGAGUGCGGCGGCGAGAGCGGCUGCGAGAUGACUCUGCCCCAGUGGCAGGCCGUCCCCCUCCACCUCCCGCCCGAGACGGAUCUCGAUCGCUUUAUCAUGGAAACGACCGCCUCGGGCCGCCGCCUGCACCAACAGACCGGCGCCGCCGAGCUCAGUCACGCCCAGUUCCCUAGCAUCUCCUCUCUCCUCAACCCGAACCUCGGCGACGAUGGCGCCCGCCCGCUCACGUCUGCCUUGGCCACCCACAUCGUCCGCCACAGCACCGUCAAGUCCGUGACCACCCGCAUUGCCCUCAUGUAUCUGCUGGCGCACCUCCUGCGCUGGCUCGUCUGCCGCACCCGCCAGACGUACGAACGCCUCCCCGACUUCUUGAAGCCCACGCACCUCCAGUGCACCGUCCCCCACCCGGCCUGGGUCGACGCCGUCACCUGGCCCGCCGCCCGCGACAACAUCAUCCGCACGGCCGCCUGGAAGUCCAUCACGUUCGACGAGUUCCGCCGCGUCACCGGCGCCUGCAUGUCCGUCAACUGGCCCUACACCGACUCGGGCGCCUUCUUGGAUCUCGGCGACGGCCAGAAUCUCGUGCUGAGCCCCCUCUUCGAGAACCACAUCCGCUGCGCCGCCAAUUGGACGCUCAGCAAGUCGACGGCCGCGCAGUUUCCCUUUAUGAAGGAGUUUUGUGUCACCGUGCACGAGGGCGAAGGGAAUGCAUAG
This is a messenger RNA of Sporothrix schenckii 1099-18, 1185 nucleotides long. RefSeq lists its product as uncharacterized. Lineage: Eukaryota; Fungi; Ascomycota; Sordariomycetes; Ophiostomatales; Ophiostomataceae. The transcript has a single exon. The record is from RefSeq and is a predicted model, not a curated record. The coding region runs from base 1 to 1185 and encodes 394 amino acids.